AUGCCCUCUGUUCAGGUCUCAGCGGCCAAGAAGACCCCAGUCGCGCGCGACCUCCCGACCUUUGUCACUUGGGACAAGCCGUAUGAAGACUCUACAGUCCUUGACGUGAAGAAGGCCAUUGCCGCCAAAAACCCGAAGUUCUAUACAGCACGUCAGAAGCUCACCCUCAAGGGAGACAACAAAGCGCUAUCGGACGAGACUAAGCUGAAGGAUGCUGGUAUCGCCGACGGCGCGGACGUGUCGGUGAAGGACCUUGGUCCACAAGUCAGCUGGAGGACCGUGUUUCUUGUCGAAUACGUCGGCCCGCUCAUCAUCCACCCCCUGUUUUACCACUUCCCCAAGCUCUUCUUUGGAGGUCCCGUUCAGCACAGCGUACUGCAGAAGUAUGUUUAUACCGCCGUACUUGCCCACUUCGUUAAGCGGGAACUUGAGACAACUUUUGUCCACCGCUUCUCUCAUGGCACCAUGCCUUUGUUCAACAUAUUCAAGAACUCCGCGCACUACCACCUCCUCUCCGGCGUGCUUCUCGCCUGGUCCGUCUACAGCCCCACAUUUGCGGCUAAUUCGCCGUGGAUUCGUGGCACGAUCCGCGAAAACCCGACGUUCCUCUGGUCUUGUCUCGCGGUCUUUGUGUUUGCCGAGCUCUCGAACCUUCGCACCCACCUCACCCUCCGCAAUCUGCGUCCCGAAGGUACUACGAAGCGGGCAAUCCCUAGGGGCUACGGUUUCGACCUCGUGUCGUGCCCGAACUAUUUCUUUGAGUCGUUGGCGUGGGCGUCCAUCACCGUCAUGACCGGGAGCUAUGCCGCGGUCAUUUUCUGGUUGGCGUCGACCUAUCAAAUGGCCCUUUGGGCAGCCAAGAAGCACAGGAACUACAAGAAGGAAUUCGGCAAGGAGUACCCGCCCAACAGGAAGGCCAUGUUCCCCUUCAUUUUCUAG
Molecule: messenger RNA, 939 nt
Organism: Dichomitus squalens LYAD-421 SS1
Lineage: Eukaryota; Fungi; Basidiomycota; Agaricomycetes; Polyporales; Polyporaceae
Exons: 7
Coding region: 1-939 (312 amino acids)
Biological process (GO): very long-chain fatty acid biosynthetic process
Molecular function (GO): protein binding; oxidoreductase activity, acting on the CH-CH group of donors
Source: RefSeq, a predicted model, not a curated record